Molecule: messenger RNA, 2229 nt
Organism: Nothoprocta perdicaria
Lineage: Eukaryota; Metazoa; Chordata; Aves; Tinamiformes; Tinamidae
Gene: FUCA2
Product: alpha-L-fucosidase 2
Exons: 7
Coding region: 216-1352 (378 amino acids)
Biological process (GO): glycoside catabolic process; fucose metabolic process
Cellular component (GO): lysosome
Molecular function (GO): alpha-L-fucosidase activity
Source: RefSeq, a predicted model, not a curated record
UGCUGCUGGUGGUGCUGGCGGGCGGCGGGCCGCGCUGCGGGCCGCGCUACGAGCCCACCUGGCAGUCGCUGGACGCGCGGCCGCUGCCCGCCUGGUUCGACGAGGCGAAGCUGGGCGUCUUCGUGCACUGGGGCGUGUUCUCCGUGCCCAGCUUCGGCAGCGAGUGGUUCUGGUGGUACUGGCAGAAAGAAAAGAGAGCGCCCUAUGUGAGAUUUAUGGAGGCAAAUUAUCCACCUGGGUUUAAAUAUGAAGAUUUUGGGCCAUUGUUUACAGCAGAAUUCUUUGAUCCCRAUCAGUGGGCAGAUAUUCUGAAGGCCUCGGGUGCAAAAUACGUUGUCUUAACGUCAAAGCAUCAUGAAGGCUUUACUUUGUGGGGAUCCAAAUACUCUUGGAACUGGAAUGCUGUUGAUGUGGGACCAAAGCGAGACCUUGUGGGUGAACUAGCAACAUCUAUUAGAAACAGGACUGAUUUGCGUUUUGGGUUAUAUCACUCCUUAUUUGAAUGGUUCAAUCCUCUCUUUCUUGAAGAUGCCACCCAUGUAUUCAAGACAAGAAUGUUUCCAACCAGCAAAUCAUUACCAGAACUCUAUGAAAUUGUUACCAAGUACCAACCAGAAAUAAUUUGGUCUGAUGGGAAUGGAAAUGCACCAGAUACUUACUGGAACAGCACAGGUUUCUUAGCUUGGCUGUAUAAUGACAGUCCAGUUCGAGAUACAGUUGUGACAAAUGACCGCUGGGGAGUCGGUAGCAUCUGCAAACACGGAGGUUUCUACACCUGUAGUGACCGGUACAACCCCGGCCACCUUCUCCCUCACAAGUGGGAGAACUGCAUGACUAUCGACAGGCAGUCGUGGGGCUACAGGAGGGACGCGAAGCUGGAUGACUACCUCACGAUUGAGGAACUGGUCAAGCAACUUGUGGAAACGGUGUCGUGCGGGGGUAACCUCCUGAUGAACAUCGGGCCCACUCACGACGGCCGCAUCGCUGCCAUAUUCGAGGAGCGCCUGCGGCAGAUGGGCGCCUGGCUGCAAGUCAACGGCGACGCCGUGUACGCAACGAGGCCGUGGAGGGCGCAGAACGACAGCGCGGCGCCGGGCGUGUGGUACACGUCGCGGCCUGCAGAAGGCAAAGUCUACGCCCUCUUCCUUAACUGGCCCGUCUCUGGAAUGCUGGCACUUGGGGAACCACGGGCUACGCUUGGAGAAACAGAGGUGAGGCUGCUUGGCCACAAGGCACUGCUGAAAUGGGCUGCCCUGGAAGAGAAGGGGAUGGUGGUAGCUCUACCUCAACUAAGCCUGAGGCAGUUACCCUGUCAGUGGGGCUGGGCUUUGCAAAUGACAAACAUAAACUGAGUGAGAAACUACUCAAGGGGCAGCAUAUUUUUUCCCCCGCCUCCUCACCACCCCCAGCUCGCCAUGAAUUUCAAGCUCUUGCUUCCUUCUGUGAAAAACAUCAAGCACUUCACUUUUGUGAAAAUAAAAGAUGAACUAAUAUUAAAGGAUGGAAGCGGGAUGAUGGAAUCUAGUACUAGAUCACUGAAGCGCCAUGUGCAACUGUUUCAGCACCUCUGCUGUGCUCGCCACUUCUUUUGAGCCAGCUGCUCUACUUGCAAAGCCUCGAGAAAGAAGAAGCCUCAYUGAAGCCCCUCUUAAAAGUGCUCACACAGCUAAUGUAGCUGCCAGUGAUAAAACUAUUUUAAAGCAGGAAAUACCUUCCGCAAGACUCUACAUUUAAAAAAGUGGCACUUUUGAAGAAUAAGCGUUCCUGGUGCUUGCUAAAAAGGGGCAGGUGCUGGUUUUGGCUCCGGGCUGUACUGUACCUGCAUGAAAAGUUUUGUAAAGGUUAGGAGGUCCCCCCACUGUUGCAAAGCGUAAUUACAUCUUCAUUUGCAAGUCUGAGUUUUACUCCCACUUUUAAAUACUCCUACUCUUGAAUAAUUUUGCCAGGGGCUAGGAUUAAGUACAAAUUUUUGUAAUCAGAACUGUGAGUUUUUUUAAGUUGAUCUUUAUCAUUAUAUAAGAAGAUUUAUAAUGACUUGUUUAGGUCCAUUUUUUUAUGCAGCUACCUGAGUGCCUUUUAUGAGAUUUCCUUUAAUAUUGUCUAUGACUAUUUUUUUUCUUAAAGAAAGAAUUAGGCAUCUUCAACUCUGGCAAAAAAAUCAGCAUUUUAAGCAGCAGGUGGAUUGCAUCCAAAUAGAGAAAUUCUGCAAAUGAUCAUGUCUGCACRGUG